Messenger RNA from Coregonus clupeaformis (lake whitefish), 3247 nucleotides. Its product is annotated as synapse differentiation-inducing gene protein 1. The record is from RefSeq and is a predicted model, not a curated record. Gene Ontology annotation, biological process: synaptic vesicle clustering; positive regulation of synapse assembly. Gene Ontology annotation, cellular component: excitatory synapse; postsynaptic density membrane; intracellular membrane-bounded organelle. NCBI's taxonomy places the organism in Eukaryota, Metazoa, Chordata, Actinopteri, Salmoniformes, Salmonidae. The transcript has 4 exons. The coding region runs from base 587 to 1447 and encodes 286 amino acids.
GGUACCUUCACCCAAAACUAGACUGGUAGCCUAGGUAAGGUCUGAAAGGCUGCUUUUCGACACUUUCACAUACAAAGCACAGUGCAGCCGCCUUCGCUUCACAAGUAAGAUGCUCAUCUUGUGGUAGGUCUGUAGCUUGUAUGCUGAUGCAUAUGUCUCCGCUGGAUUCAUCCAAUCUGAGCAGAAGCCAACUGCAACACCCCCAUUGCAGGCACACAAAAGAAAAGUGUAAUUGACAGAUGUUUUUCACUCUGCUUUUCGGAAAAGUGGAGGGUGGAAAUCGGACUGUUGAGGCUUGGGUUUAACACUUUUUGGCAGAUUAGGCAGAGACUCGGAGUUCUGGCUAGAUGUAUAUGGGAUAGCCUGUAGAGAAUCACCAGAGAAUGGAACGAGCGCUGACGGAUUGUUAAAUCCUCGGUCCACUUAUGUUUCCCACGGGAUCCAGCCUAUUCGCCGCAGAACGCCCUUUCACCUUGGAAGGAGAGUGCAGCCUGCCAUCCCAUGCCUUCCCCAACCCAAGGCCCCUAUGAGAGUGGCCUUUAAAGAGGAGGGGAUUUGAUCAAACAAUCCAGCUCUGUAAGCCAGGAUGGAGAGUGGACCGGGAGAGGGAGUGGGGUCGGGCUCCAGCCAGGCUGUGGAGGCUGAGCCCCCCAACCAGCGGACGACUUCUUCAGUUGGGAGAGGAAGGAAUGCAGGGCUGGGCUCCUGCAAGCACAACGGUCUGAUCAACACCCGCAGCUUGAUGGUGGAGACUAAGGAAGGGCUGGUGUCAGUGUACUCGCCCCCCCAGUACCAGGGUCACAUGGUGGUCAACCUGUCCCCCCAGCAGGAGCAGAAUGGUCAGGGGGUCGGUGGAGGAGGGGGACCCCCACAGCUGCUCAACCCCAGCGCUCUGCCCCAGGGCAUGGACCCCCGCUUCAAGCCCAACCUGAUCCUGUACUCUGAGAACAUGCUGCGGGCCUGCGGGGAUGGAGUCGGGGAUUGCUGUGAGACCACCUUCAUAGAGGACUUGGCAUCCGGCUCCUCUGCCGCCUCCAAGGAUGGGCUGAUGUUUGCCGAUGGCAAGUUCCUGGAACUUGCUGUGGAGGAUGCAAAGAUCCAGACCCUGUCUUAUGACAUUGAUGACGAUGAUGAGUUCCAGGAGCUGGAGAGCGAGUACUCGAGCGACUCGGAGAGUGAGGACAACUUCCUCAUGAUGCCACCGAGGGACCACUUGGGCCUGAGCGUCUUCUCCAUGCUGUGCUGCUUCUGGCCCCUGGGGAUCGCUGCCUUCUACCUGUCCCAUGAGACGAACAAGGCGGUGUUUAAGGGGGACUUCCACUUGGCCAGCUCCAGCUCCAGACGUGCCCUCUUCCUGGCUGUGCUGUCAAUCACCAUCGGGACAGGCAUAUAUGUGGGCCUGGCUGUAGCGCUCAUUGCAUACCUCUCCAAGAACCACCACUUGUAGCCUUGCCCUGGCCCCACCCCCCUGCACUACUGGACUGAUUGUGCUGGGGGAGUGGUUCACUUGGGGGCAAUUUAACAAUGGAAUGUAGGCCUGCAAACGAUGGACAGACUAUCAAGAUGGACAGAAGCUGGCUAUAUGGUUGACUCAAUUCGUGGGAUGUAAUAUAAGAGGGUCAUGAUAUGGAAAAUAGUCUUGUAACGGUCAAGUCAUUCUCUCAUUUUGACAAAGAGAAACUGGAAACUCUCUUAGUCGUUCCAUACACAACUGAAUAUUUUCUUCUUCAGAUGUUUAAAAUUGGUGUGUGAGUUUUACCAAGGCAAGACACAGCCUUUGAGAGGUCAGACCAACAUGUACUAAAUAUUACCUGUACCAAGGGCAUACUGUUCGUUUAUGGGGCAUGCUCUCUGCUCGGUUAACAGUGAGUUGUGGAGUGGGCUGCUUUUUGUCCAGCUAUAUUUACCACACUAUCAGUCACAUUUGGCAGCUCCUGUCGAGUAUAAAGAGGGUGGAUAAAAGUGCUUUUAAAGCUGUCACUUAUCCAUACAUUCAACCUGUAUACAUUUAUUCUACAUCACAUUGGAUUAAACUGUGGAGGUCGCAUAGUGGACACUACAGCUCAAUUAUAAAGUAAGGGGAUGGUCUAUAUACAUUAAAGUGCCACUGCAUUCUAAUACAGUAUCUUGGUGGUCCUAUUAUCUCAAGGGAGAACUGAUGUGUCCUUACGGCACAAUAUUUUUAACACAUGCCACACACCGGAAAUGUGGAGCUUUGUUGUAACCCUACGACAACAUGCUUUUGUGUUUCGUCAGGGAGAUAAAGUGCACAGGCUGCAGCUCCUUGACAGAACCUGCUUACACAGAGAUACCUCCAUGUUGAUAGGCACAAAUCACCAAGGAAGAGAAAGCAGACAAGUCUUUGGAGGCAGAAGCCAUGCUGUAAAUACCUCGAUACUCCCGUGUAGCUCAGUUGGAAGAGCAUGGCGCUUGCAACGCCAGGGUUGUGGGUUCGAUUCCCACGGGGGGCCAGUAUGAAAAAUGUAUGCACUCACUAACUGUAAGUCGCUCUGGGUAAGAUGUUUUAAAAAAUGAUACAUGCCUAACUGCAAUACUUUUUUUGCAAUACUAUUUAUUUUCCAGUUGUAUACUGCUACUAUGUAUGGGCGGCACGUAGCCUAGCGGUUAAGAGCAUUGGGCCAGUAACCAAAAAGGUUGCUGGUUUGAAUCCCUGAGACGACUAGGUGAAAAAUCUGUCUAUGUGCCCUUGAGCAAGGCACUUAACCCUAAUUGCUCCAGGGUCACCAUAAAAAAUGGCUGAUCUCUGGCUGUGACCCCACUCUCCGAGGGUGUCUCAGGGUGAGUGGGUUAUGCAAAAAAUUGAUUUCAAAUUCACACGUAUGUAUAAUACACACUUGUACAUGUGUGAAAUAGGACAAAUGUAAGCACCCAUCUAAUUAUUAUUAUGUCAAAACUGUCAAUGGUUUGGAAACUCAUUGGAGUCAGUGUUUGACAUUAACAGUGUUUGACAUUAAAGUGCUUGCAAAUUAAAUGUAGUAUUUCCAUUAAAAACAUGUCUGAUGUGCCUGUGGUUUCACAGUCUGAAUUUGGGUUAGUUCGGGUGCAACUUUCUUAAAAUGAUUGUUUUUUUUCUUAAUACACACAGUAUUACCACAUGAAGUAAUGUGGUCAAUGUCUUGCAGGUUAGGCUAUUUUGUUGCAUAUAUUGUACAGUAUAAAAUACAUUUUUUUAAAUACUAUGUGCAAUGUAAAGGGUUCUAACAAACAAAAAUAUUACUUGAACACA